AUGAAGCGCACCGAUUCAACCUCGAGUGUUUCGUCGCUGCCUUCGCUGCCGACAUUCAACCACAGCCUCACUCCGUCUUCAAGUAACGCUGGCCAUGCUCGAGCUUAUCCUUUCGGCAAUUACGAAGACGAUAUGGAAGUGAUGGAGUCGGAUGAUGAUGAACGCCACGUUCCGUCUUCGUCCGCCUCUUCCUCCAGCAACCAUCACAUGGGCUCGUCUUCUGGAAAGCAAAGAUAUGGCUCGUCACGUCGCACCGACUCGUACAUUCUUACCACGUCGCCCUCCACCAACUCUCCGGGCUCCUUUACAUUCCACUCGACCUCGGAAGAUCCAAGCGAGGCAGGCGCCUCCACCGAUGCGAUCCACGCCUCGCUCGUGCUCGCUCGCCAUAUCUUCUCGGUGGCUGUCACCGAAAAGUGGUGCCGUCAAGACAACUUCUCCAACGCUGUGGCCGUCCGCGUCAACGUCGGAAGCUACAUCCUCUACCCGCAAGAGGGCUCGUCCAUGCCUGCCUUCUCGCGAGCCAUGCUCGAGCUCAACUGUGAUGCGGCCAUCAUCAUCAACACCCCGCUGGUGGCAGCUGCCCUCUCCACCCUCAACCCAGGAGAGGAUGAGAUCCGCCUGAGCUCCUCCAAGCGUGUCCAGGUGGUCAAGAGCCUCGACUACCUCGGCGGUGCUCGACGUGCUCAGAUGGCCGCAUUCUCGGAUACCGAACAGGUGCUGGUGAUCUGGACCGAAUCGUGCCGAGACCUCAUCGAGCAGGUCCGCGCUUUCGAGCGCCUGCUGGUCGACUACGUGUGGUCCAUCACUGCUGAUCCGACGGCCUCGGCUCGACACAGCAUGGUGUCGCGUUCGCCCUCGCUCAUGUCGCUCAACACCGCGGUCGAGAACACGGUGGUAAGCUCGGCUUCCGCCGAGUCGGACCUGGCUCAGCUCGAGAGCUAUGUGCCGGAAGUGCGCAAGGCGGAAUGGUUCGCGGGAGCGGUGCGUGGCCUGGGUGUCUGCAUCGCCACUGUGGUGGUGGCCAAUUGGAUCCGAACCAUCGUCCAGGCUGUCCGCCUCGACGGCGAGCCGAUCUACCUCGUUGCUCUUCUUGCCGUGCUUCCGAUGUUCUUUGUGCUCCUUCCGAUGGCGGAUAGUGUGGCCAGCUGCGUCUCCAUGGCCAUCGGACCGAUCCGUCCCAUGAUGCGCAACUCGCGAUACUACUCCGGCAUCACACCCGAGCCUCCCGUCGGCAAGACCAUUCUUCCUCACGUCACCAUCCAGGUACCUGUCUACAAGGAGUCGCUCGUUCAGGUUCUCCAGCCCACGCUCGACUCCGUCAGGGCCGCCAUCACCGAGUACGAGCUGCAAGGCGGUACCGCUUCUAUCCUCAUCGCUGAAGACGGCAUGUUGGUCGUCGACGACGAAGAGCGAGAGGCGCGUCUUGACUUUUACCGUCGCCACGACAUUGCUUGGAUCGCCCGUCCACGUCACGGAGACAUGUUCACCCGUGCAGGUCGCUUCAAGAAGGCCUCCAAUCUCAACUUCAGCAUGCAGAUCUCGAAGAAGUACGAAGAAUCGAUCCUCGCCAACCCCAACCAAGACCGCGAAUCUCUGCUUCAGCGCAUCUUGAAGGAGCGACACCCAGAAGCCACCGGCGAGGGCGACGUCAGCGUGGGCGAGCUCAUCCUACUGCUCGACUCCGACACGCGUAUCCCCGCUGACUCGCUUCUUCCCAGCGCCUGGGAGAUGGCGUCUUCUCCCGAUGUCGCCAUCCUUCAGCACUGCUCGGGCGUUCUCAUUGUCGGUUCGGGCUUCUUUGAAAAGUCGCUCGCCUACUUCAUGAGGUUCAUCUACUUUUUCAUCUCUUGGCAGACGGCGACUGGCGAAGUCGCCCCCUUUGUCGGCCACAACGCCUUCCUCCGCAAGUCGGCGAUCAUGGAGCUGGCAGAAGAGUCGCUUGGACCCAAGAACAGCGACGGUCACAUCAAGCCGUGGUCCGAGGAGACCGUCUCCGAAGAUCUCGACGUCGGCCUCCGUCUGCUCCUUCGCGGUUGGAUUACGCGCUGGGUGACCUACUCCAACUACGGUUUCCAGGAAGGUGUCUCGCUCACCUACGUCGACGAGGUCAACCGUUGGCGCAAGUACACGUUCGGCAUCUUUGAGCUCUUCCUCAACCCGCUCUGGCGAUGGCCGAUGCAGGGCCCCGUGCCCAAGCUCAUUCGCACCGUCUUCUGGUCGAACAAGGUGCCCGUCCACUACAAGUUCCACCUGCUCGCCUACGCCGCCGGCUACGUUGCCAUCGGAAUCUCGCUGCCCAGCGCUCUGGCACUCUACUUUGUCUCGGGCUGGCUCGGUCCGUGGUUGCUGCCGUUCUUCGUUCCCUCGUUCCAAUACUGGGUUGUUUCGCUGGUCAUCUUUGGCGCAACAGGCGCGCUCGGCGUCACGAUCGCGCGUCACCGCAGCGGCGAUGCCAACAUCUUCCGCGCGCUCGCACAGUUCCUUCUCUGGUACCCGAUCAACCUGGUCACCAUCGUCUCGCUUUCGAUUCCGCUCGUCAAGGCCAUGGUGUCGUUCCUCGUCUCUCUUCCGGUCUCCUUCGGCGUCACCGCCAAGGACGACAGCAACUUCCACUUUGCCAAGGAGGCUCCUCUCGUGCUUCGCCACUUCUGGCAGUCGAGCACCAUCUGCCUCGCCAUCGUGGCCGGCGUCAGCGUCUUGGCUACCUCGGCGGUGCCCAUCACGUGGCAGAUCACGGACUGGCCUACGAUGCUGCCCCUCCUCUUCAUCUCGGUCGCCACCCUCGUCUCUCCUUUCCUCCUCAACCCCGCGCUCAUCCGCUUCUCCUUCUAA
This is a messenger RNA of Moesziomyces antarcticus, 2835 nucleotides long. Its product is annotated as glycosyltransferase family 2 protein. The transcript has a single exon. The record is from RefSeq and is a predicted model, not a curated record. Lineage: Eukaryota; Fungi; Basidiomycota; Ustilaginomycetes; Ustilaginales; Ustilaginaceae. The coding region runs from base 1 to 2835 and encodes 944 amino acids.